This is a messenger RNA of Phalaenopsis equestris, 2709 nucleotides long. Its product is annotated as diphthine--ammonia ligase. The coding region runs from base 444 to 2657 and encodes 737 amino acids. Lineage: Eukaryota; Viridiplantae; Streptophyta; Magnoliopsida; Asparagales; Orchidaceae. The record is from RefSeq and is a predicted model, not a curated record. Gene Ontology annotation, biological process: protein histidyl modification to diphthamide. Gene Ontology annotation, molecular function: diphthine-ammonia ligase activity. The transcript is spliced from 12 exons.
UUCUUCUCUCCCAACCAUCCCAAAUCGCAUGGUUAGGAACCCGCGCCCGGAGCUAGGUGGAGAAGGCGUUGACGUGCUAGCGGCGUCAGCGUGCGAAGCAUAAGAGGAUUUGUUGACCUAGAAGAAGCGGAGGUGAACCGCCUGUCCUUCACCCCCUUCGCGUGCUUCAGUUGCAAAGCGGAGGAGUAAAGGGAUUUAAGAUUCUGCAGGAUUUCGACUGUUUGGUAGGAUUUACGCAAGAUUUAUUUCGUAAAUCCUACCACCAAUAGGAGUAAAAGUGAAAGUCGUCUCGCUCGCAAACGUUAUCUUUAUCGCUGUUAGUCAGCCGAGGGUACUAUCCCCUUCUUUUACAGUGAAGUCACCCUCGCUUAGCGCUACAAUACGCACUCUGACAAGGGAGGGUUAAGUUAUAGAAACGAGUGCUAAAGCAGUAACUCGCUGAAAUGAAGGUCGUUGCGCUGGUGAGUGGGGGGAAGGAUAGCUGCUUCGCGAUGAUGAAGUGCAUAGAUUUCGGCCACGAGAUUGUUGCACUGGCCAAUUUGAUGCCAGUCGAUGAUUCUGUUGAUGAAUUGGAUAGCUACAUGUAUCAAACUGUUGGCCACCAAAUUAUCAUUGACUAUGCUGAAUGUAUGGGUUUACCAUUGUUUCGUCGAAGGAUACAUGGAUCAACAAGGAAUCAACAAUUAAGCUACAAAAUCACUCCAGGAGAUGAAGUUGAAGAUUUGUUUAUUUUGCUAAAUGCAGUUAAACAACAAAUUCCUUCCGUGACUGCUGUGUCAUCUGGCGCUAUUGCAUCUGAUUAUCAAAGAUUGAGGGUGGAGAGUGUUUGUACAAGGUUAGGACUUGUUUCUUUGGCUUAUCUAUGGAAGGAAGAUCAAGUACUCCUUCUUGAAGAGAUGAUACGAAGAGGCAUUGUAGCUGUUAUUAUUAAGGUUGCGGCUAUGGGUCUGAACCAGAAACACCUUGGGCGAGAACUUGUGGAUCUGCAGAGCCAUCUGCUUCAAAUGAAUGAGCUCUAUGGAAUUAACGUAUGCGGUGAAGGAGGAGAAUAUGAAACAUUAACUCUUGAUUGCCCACUUUUUAAUAAUGCUCGAAUUGUACUCGACAAGUUCCAAGUAGUACUUCAUUCACCUGAUUCAAUUGCACCUGUUGGUAUUGUUCAUCCAUUGGCAUUCCAUUUGGAGCACAAAAUAGAUUAUCCUUCAUACAGAUAUAUGGAAAACAAUGAUUUUACUUCAGAGAAAAGAGGCUGUGUUUUCCAUGUCAAGGAAGAUUUAUCGCCAAACUAUUUGAAAAAGUGCAAUUCUAAGGAUGUAAUAUUUGACAAAUUUGACACCAUUGAUAGUGCGAAGAUGAGUAUAUCAACUUGCAAAAGGGGCACCUUUUCCAUUGGCUGUUGGGUUCCAAAUUCUACCCCUUGUGAAGGGUUGCAGAAAGAUCUCGCAGCAGUUCUUCAUUCGAUUGAGUUACAACUGAGGAAAGAUAAGCUCAAUUGGUCCCAUGUUUUGUACAUCCACCUCUACAUUUCUGAUAUGAAACAAUUUGGAGUAGCCAACGAUGUUUAUAUGAGUUUCAUUACGGAAACUAAUUGCUAUUUUGGCGUGCCAUCGCGUAGUACAAUUGAGAUUCCUAUUGCAGAGAUCGGUCUAGGCAACGCAUAUGUUGAAGUUCUGGUGUCAACUGAUCGGUGUAAAAGAGUUUUGCAUGUACAAAGCAUAUCAUGCUGGGCUCCGAGUUGCAUUGGACCUUAUAGCCAGGCAACCCUGCAUAAAGAAGUUCUUUACAUGGCUGGACAGCUUGGAUUGGACCCCCCUACAAUGCUACUCCACCCUGGAGGUCCAGCUCUCGAGAUGGAUCAGGCUCUGCUUAAUUGUGAGGCUGUGGCCAAUUACUUCAAAAGCUCCCUCGCUACUUCUGCAAUUGGGAUUACUGUAUAUUGUUCUGCAUCUCUUUCUUCAUCUGAGGCGGUGGAAUUACAGAAUCGAAUGCAUCAUUUCCUGAAGUACCGUACUUCCCAUAAUGAAGGAUUCCUUGGGGAAUAUAAUCCUAUUAGCCUAUAUGUUCUAGUUCCCAAUCUUCCGAAGGGUGCACUUGUUGAAGUGAAACCUGUUCUUCACCUUGCUGAGAAUGGUAAAUCUGAAGUUCAAUCAGUCAUGCUGAAGGAACCUGGUCCAACUACACCGAUUUAUUCUGGCUUUAGUUAUUCAGAUUGGCAUAAUCGUUGUUGCCAGGUAAAUGUUGUUCCUGGGAAGAUAUGCAUGGCUCUGAUUUCUGGAACAAAAGACCAUGUUGGAAGCAUAUUAUCCGAAGUUGAUGUUGAUCUCGUCUCUAUUCGCUCUGGCAGCUUGCAGAAGCACUUGAAAGCGAUUGUAUUAUUCUUUAUUAGUCUUAUAGACAAGAUUAUAUCUGAAAAUGGAUUUUCCUGGCAGGAUUUGCAGAGCCUGAGGUUCUACUUCUCGACUGAUUUAGCCACCACAGCAGAUUUUCUUUUCCCCAUAUUUUCCGAGGCUUUCAUUGAUUUUGCUGAGUCAGGCAGUAACAUGGAUGCAACCAAUGUGCCUCAUUUCAAUCUAUUGCCGGUUUUAGCUUCUGGAAUAUCUGCCGCCAUGAAUGACUUGAUCACAUGCGAGUUAUUUGCUUCAAAGCUUGAAAGUUGAGAUUUAUCAUAACCAAGGUACUUGAUGAAAACUUAAUUUUUUUUAUUUUUUA